UAAAAAAAUAGGCAAAUUUGGAAGGAAGGAAAGAAAGAAAACCCAUUGAUUCUUGAUCCCGUGUCUCAUUUUUCUUUACUUAUUUUCUCUUUGAAUAUGCAUACAUGAAGCAGAAGGAAAUAAAUUUGGACCAUCAGAAGUAAAAAAGCGCAGAAAAACAAAGGAAAUCGAAUUGGAGGAUUUGAGAAGAAAGAUUGAAGCUUUGGUAUUUGGCAAACAGGAACAAGUUCUCAUCAAAAGCAAUGGAUUCUCAACAACUUCAUGUAGUUUUUGUUCCUGGUCUAACUCCCGGCCAUAUGAUUCCAAUGAUAGACACAGCAAGACUAUUUGCAAAGCAUGGUGUAAAUGUAACCAUCAUCAAUACUCAUGCCAAUGCUUCAACGUUUCAAAAAACCAUAGACAGUGACUUCAAUUCAGGAUACUCCAUCAAAACUCAGCUUAUUCACUUCCCUUCAGCUCAAGUUGGUCUGCCUGAUGGAAUUGAAAACUUUAAAGAUGCCACUUCCUUAGAAAUUUUUGGUAAAAUGAUGCAGGGAAAUCUGAUGCUUCAAGAUCAAAUUGAGAUUUUGCUUCAAGAUCUUCAACCAGAUUGCAUAAUAAGCGACAUGACUUAUCCUUGGACUGUUGAAUCAGCUGCGAAACUAAACAUUCCAAGGAUUUACUUUUACAGUUCAAGCCUAUUCUCCAACUGUGCAAGCUAUUUUUUGAGAAAGUAUAGACCUCAUGAUGAUUUAGCUUCUGAUACACAGAAAUUUACUAUUCCUUGUUUGCCUCAUACCAUUGAGAUAACAUCUUUGCAGUUAGCUCGUUCGACAAGGGUUAGCAAUUCAACCACAAGUGCUUUUGGAGAAAUGUUCGAAUCGGAGAAAAGAAGUUAUGGAACACUAUACAAUAGUUUUCAUGAGCUUGAAAGUGAUUAUGAGAAACUUAGUCAAACUACAAUAGGAAUCAAAUCAUGGAGUGUAGGGCCAGUUUCAACAUGGAUUAACAAAGAUGAUGAAAAUAAAGCCAAUAGAAGACAUAUUGAAAAAGAGGGAGAGUUGUUAAAUUGGCUAAAUUCUAAGUCAAAUGAGUCUGUUUUGUAUGUAAGUUUUGGAAGCCUUACUAGGGUUUCUCAUGAACAGCUUGUGGAAAUAGCUUAUGGACUUGAAAAUUCAAGUCAUAAUUUCAUUUGGGUUGUUAGAGAAAAGGAUAAAGAUGAGGAUGGAGAAGGUUUCCUACAAGAUUUUGAGGAAAGGAUGAAAGAAAGCAAAAAGGGUUAUAUCAUAUGGAACUGGGCACCGCAGCUUCUGAUAUUGGAUCACCCUGCAACAGGAGGGAUAGUGACUCAUUGUGGUUGGAACUCAAUCCUUGAAAGCUUGAGUGUUGGUUUGCCAAUGAUCACAUGGCCAAUGUUUGCUGAGCAAUUUUAUAAUGAGAAGUUGCUUGUUGAUGUUUUGAAGAUAGGAGUUUCAGUUGGAUCAAAAGUGAACAAGUUUUGGCUUAGCAUUGGAGAAGAUCAUGUAGUGGUGAGAAGAGAAGAUAUUGCAAAGGCUGUUGAGAUUUUGAUGGGAAGUAGUCAAGAGAGCAAGGAAAUGAGGAUGAGAGUAAGAAAGCUUGGUGAUACUGCCAAGAGGAGUAUAGAGGAAGGUGGACAUUCCUACAACAACUUGCUUCAGUUGAUUGAUGAACUGAAGUCAUUAAAGACUGCUAGAGAACUUGAAAAAAGAGGAUUAGAUAAUUGAGUUGAUGUUGACAUUGAUUUUAUGUUAAUGCUCUAGGAGUUGCAGGUCGUUUAAUUUUAUUAAGUUUUUUGAUUUUGUCACAUGAUGAAUAAUAUGUAAGUACUUAUUAAGCAGAUAAUUCUCGUGUUGAAAUUUGUUAUUA
Molecule: messenger RNA, 1866 nt
Organism: Lathyrus oleraceus (garden pea)
Lineage: Eukaryota; Viridiplantae; Streptophyta; Magnoliopsida; Fabales; Fabaceae
Product: soyasapogenol B glucuronide galactosyltransferase
Exons: 2
Coding region: 243-1724 (493 amino acids)
Molecular function (GO): UDP-glucosyltransferase activity
Source: RefSeq, a predicted model, not a curated record